Molecule: messenger RNA, 7058 nt
Organism: Clarias gariepinus (North African catfish)
Lineage: Eukaryota; Metazoa; Chordata; Actinopteri; Siluriformes; Clariidae
Gene: ckap5
Product: cytoskeleton associated protein 5
Exons: 45
Coding region: 150-6233 (2027 amino acids)
Biological process (GO): establishment or maintenance of microtubule cytoskeleton polarity; mitotic spindle organization; microtubule polymerization
Cellular component (GO): centrosome; microtubule plus-end; spindle pole
Molecular function (GO): microtubule plus end polymerase activity; microtubule plus-end binding
Source: RefSeq, a predicted model, not a curated record
UCUCACUCUCCGCCCAGGGAGGCGUUUCAAAGCCCGGCAGAGAAAUGAGAGCACAUCUCGGCUCUGGCUGAACCUCUGCGCCCCGUCUUCUUGUCCUCCUGUCCUCAAGCAGUUGAGUAGAUAAGGCAAAAAACGGAGCAGCCAUCACCAUGGGGGACGACAGCGAGUGGAUGAAGCUGCCCAUCGACCAGAAGUGCGAACACAAGGUAUGGAAAGCAAGACUGAAUGGAUAUGAAGAAGCACUGAAGCUUUUCCAGAGGAUCACAGAUGAGAAAAGUCCUGAAUGGGGGAAAUACCUGGGACUGAUCAAAAAGUUCGUAACGGAGUCCAACGCCGUGGCGCAGCUGAAAGGCUUGGAAGCAGCACUUGUCUUUAUCGAGAAUGCCCAUGUGGCUGGCAAGACAACAGGGGAAGUGGUGUCGGGUGUAGUAAGUAAAGUUUUCAACCAGCCCAAAGCCAGAGCAAAAGAGCUGGGGAUGGAUAUCUGCCUUAUGUACGUAGAGAUCGAGAAAGCUGAAAUUGUUCAGGAUGAGCUCAUCAAAGGACUGGAUAACAAGAACCCUAAGAUUAUCGUGGCCUGCAUCGAAACUCUCCGAAAGGCUUUAAGUGAAUUUGGUUCCAAAAUCAUAACCCUGAAGCCCGUAGUCAAAGUGUUGCCCAAGCUGUUUGAGUCUCGAGAGAAGGCGGUGCGUGACGAGGCCAAAAUGCUAGCAGUAGAGAUUUACAAAUGGAUCCGGGAUGCUUUGCGAACACCGCUGCAGAACAUCAACUCUGUACAGUUGAAAGAGUUGGAGGAGGAGUGGGUGAAGCUUCCCGCCGGUGUGCCGAAGCAGAGCCGCUUCCUGCGCUCUCAGCAGGACCUAAAGGCUAAGUUCGAGCAGCAGCAGGCGGCUGGAGGAGACGAGGCUGAUGGUGAUGAUGAUGGUGAUGCAGAUGAAGUACAAGUGGAUCCAUACGAGCUGCUGGAAGCUGUUGAGAUCCUUUCAAAAAUCCCAAAAGAUUUCUAUGAAAAGAUUGAAGCAAAGAAAUGGCAGGAAAGGAAGGAGGCUUUGGAGGCACUGGAGGCCCUCACUAAAAACCCCAAGAUUGAGGGCGGAGACUUUGGGGACAUAGUCCGAGCUCUUAAGAAGGUUAUCGGAAAAGAUGCCAACGUGAUGCUUGUGAUUUUGGCGGCCAAAUGUCUGGCCGGACUGGCAGCAGGACUGCGCAAAAAGUUCGGAACGUAUGCAGGCCAUGUGGUGCCAACCAUUUUGGAGAAGUUCAAGGAGAAGAAGCCUCAGGUGGUCCAGGCCUUGCAGGAGGCGAUUGAUGCGGUCUUCCUGACGACAACUCUACAGAACGUCAGCGAGGACGUGUUGGGGGUAAUGGACAACAAGAAUCCGUCAAUCAAACAGCAGGCAUCACUGUUCCUGGCCCGAAGCUUGCGUCACUGCACCCCUGCCACAGUGCCGAAGAGCGUCCUGAAGCCGCUCUGCUCUGCUUUAAUCAAGCAAGUGAACGACUCCGCUCCAGAGGUGAGAGAUGCUGCGUUUGAAGCGCUGGGCACCGCCAUGAAGGUGGUGGGAGAGCGGGCGGUUAACCCCUUCCUAGCUGAUCUGGAUAAACUCAAACUGGACAAGAUUAAAGAAUGUGCAGAUAAAGUGGAGCUUGCAGGAGGAAAGAAGGGCGAAGGUGGUGGAGGAGGAGGUCAGAAGAAGGAGAAACCUGCAGCUAAAGCUCCAGUUGUGGAAGAGCCUCCUGCAAAACCUGCUGGUCCACCUAAAAAGGCUCCUGCACCCAAAGCUGCUGGCCCCGCGAAAAAAGGCAAACCUGCUGCAGCCGCCAGCAGCAAGUCAAAGAAAGCACCGGACACAAGAGAAGUUGCAGAAACUGAAUUAUCUCUGGAAGUGUGUGAGGAGAAGGCUGCAGCUGUGCUCCCGGCCACCUGUAUGCAGCUGCUGGACAGCGCUAAUUGGAAAGAGAGGCUUGCUAGCAUGGAGGAGUUUCAAAGGGCUGUUGAACAGAUGGACAGGAGCGAAAUGCCGUGCCAGGCUCUAGUGAGAAUGCUGGCUAAGAAACCUGGCUGGAAAGAGACCAAUUUUCAGGUGAUGCAGAUGAAGCUGCACAUCGUUGGGCUCGUCGCCGGGAAAGGCUCCUUCUCGAAAACCUCGGCUCUCGUCGUGAUGGACGGCCUGGUGGACAAAAUCGGAGACGUGAAGUGCGGCAGCAAAGCCAAAGAGGCUCUGACUGCCAUCGGAGAAGCCUGCUCGCUGCCUUGGACUGCCGAACAGGUGGUCUCUUUGGCGUUUGCACAAAAGAACCCUAAAAACCAGGCUGAAACACUCAACUGGCUGUCCAACGCCAUGAAGGAGUUUGGCUUUGCAGGAAUUAACGUGAAGGGUUUCAUCAACAACGUCAAAACCGCUUUGGGUGCCACCAACCCGGCCGUGAGGACGUCUGCCAUCACCCUGCUUGGCGUGAUGUACUUGUACAUGGGGGCUCCUUUGCGCAUGUUCUUCGAAGACGAAAAGCCGGCACUGCUUUCUCAAAUAGACGCCGAGUUUGAGAAGAUGCAAGGUCAGUCUCCUCCUGCUCCCACACGAGGAUCGACCAAGAAAGGAGCAGAGGACGACCAAGAGGAGGCGGAUGAGGAGGACGCGGACGGGGGUGCCGCUGACAUCAUGGACCUGCUGCCCAGAUCUGAUAUCAGUGAUAAAAUCACAUCAGACAUGGUGGAAAAGAUUAGCGAUAAAAACUGGAAGAUCCGAAAGGAAGGGCUGGAUGAGGUGGCGGCCGUCAUCUCGGAGGCCAAGUUCAUCCAAGCCACCAUCGGAGAGCUGCCCAUAGCGCUGAAGGGCCGCCUCGGUGACUCCAACAAGCUACUGGUUCAGCAAACACUGACCAUCUUGCAGCAGAUUGCCACAGCUAUGGGUCCUGCUCUCAAACAGCACGUGAGGAAUCUGGGCUUCCCCAUCAUUACCGUGUUGGGAGACAGCAAGGCCAACGUCCGUGCCGCUGCCCUGACGACACUAAACGCGUGGGUGGAGCAGACCGGCCUGAAGGAGUGGCUGGAAGGAGAAGACCUGGCAGAAGAGCUGAAACGAGAGAAUCCCUUUCUAAGACAGGAGGUUCUGGGCUGGCUGGCCGAGCGUUUGCCCAACAUGCGCACCGUGCCCGCUGAUCUCAUGCUGUGUGUCCCAAACCUGUACGCCUGUCUGGAGGACCGCAGUGGAGACGUGCGGAAGAAAGCCCAGGAUGCUCUACCCAUGUUCAUGAUGCAUCUGGGCCAUGAUAAGAUGAGCAAGGCCACUAAUAAACUCAAGCCAGCCUCAAAGGACCAGGUGGUUGCCAUGCUGGAGAAGGCCAGGGCAGUGAUGCCCGCCAAACCUGCUGGACCCGCAAAAGCCGCUCCAUCUAAAGCAUCUCAGAGCGCACCACCUGCAAAAGCAGCCCCAGCACCGGCUAAAAGCCAGCCUGUCAUGGAUGACUACAGCCCACCAGAACCCAAACAGGACACCAAGAAAUCCAAAACAGCAGCGCCUGCUCAGAAAAAGGGAGUGGUGGGUAAAAAGGCUCCAGUCAAGGCCGGUAAUAAAGAUGAAGAAGACAAGUCAGGCCCUAUCUUUAUCUUUGUGCCUAAUGGAAAGGAGCAGAGGAUGAAGGAAGAGAAAGCGCUAAAGAUCCUGAAGUGGAACUUCAUCACUCCACGGGACGAGUAUGUGGAACAGCUGAAGACUCAAAUGGCCACGUGCCUGGCAAAGUGGAUAACAGAUGAACUCUUUCACUACGACUUCCAGCGCCACGUAAAGGCCGUCAACGCCAUGAUUGAGCACAUGGAAGCUGAGGCAGAAGCUGUGGUUGGCUGCCUGGAUCUGAUCCUGAAGUGGUUCACGCUGCGCUUCUUCGACACUAACACCAGUAUUCUGAUGAAGGCCAUGGAGUUUCUCAAACUCCUUUUCACCAUGCUGAGCAGAGAGAACUACCACCUGAGCGAGUACGAAGCCUCGUCCUUCAUCCCCUACCUCAUCCUUAAGGUCGGGGAAUCCAAAGACGUGGUGCGCAAAGACGUCCGUGCCAUUUUGACCAUGCUGUGUAUUGUGUAUCCUCCAAGCAAAAUGUUUCCCUUCCUCAUGGAGGGGACCAAGUCCAAGAACUCCAAGCAGAGAUCAGAAUGUCUCGAAGAGCUCGGGUGCCUAAUCGAGAACAACGGCAUGAACGUGUGCCAGCCGACGCCCGCCAAGGCUCUGAAAGACAUCGCCGUUCACAUCGGAGACCGCGACACAUCUGUGCGCAACGCAGCUCUAAACACGGUGGUGGCAGCUUAUAACGUCUGCGGGGACCAGGUCUUCAAACUCAUCGGCAAUCUCUCUGAGAAGGACAUGAGCAUGCUGGAGGAGCGGAUCAAGCGCUCGGCUAAGAAGACGCCUGCCCCACCGACCAAACAGGAGAAAGCGCAGAGGGAGCCGCCGAGUAAUCCUAAUGGCACCUUCCUGCGCAAACCUGCCCAAGAGGAGGUGCCGAACAAACUCAAAAUAAUGUAUCGCACGUAUAGGAUUCAAGCUCGGUCACAGAAUGCCCACUCCGAGCACACAGCACCAUCCAUCCCCAAGGAGUUCCAGCUCGACUUGGACAUGAUUGAAAACGACCACACACGCGUCAGCGACUUCCCUGAUCUCGUGCAGCACAAACUGGAUGAGCUCCUCGAGCCCGUGAUGAUCCCCGAACCCAAGAUUCGUUCCGUCUCUCCUCACUUUGACGACCUCCACAACAGCACAGCCUCCACUAUCAACUUUGUCAUCUCACAGGUGGCCAGUGGUGACAUUAACACCAGUAUCCAGGCUUUGGCACAGAUCGAUGAGGUGCUGCGGCAGGAAGACAAAGCAGAAGCCAUGUCAGGACACAUAGAUCAGUUCCUGAUUGCCACGUUCAUGCAGCUCCGCCUCAUCUACAAUACUCACAUGGCCGACGACCGUCUGGACAAGAAGGACAUCUUUAAACUGUACAGCUGCAUCAUUGGCAACAUGCUCUCGUUGUUCUCAAUGGAGAGCCUGGCCCGGGAGGCGUCUAUGGGUGUGCUAAAGGAUCUGAUGCACGGCCUGAUCACACUGAUGCUGGACUCGAGGGUGGAGGACAUCGAGGACGGCCAGCAGCUCAUCCGCUCGGUCAACCUGCUGGUGGUGCGAGUGCUAGAGAAGUCCGAUCAAACUAAUAUCCUAAGUGCUUUGCUGGUGCUACUACAGGACAGCCUGAUCACCACUGCAGGAUCACCCAUGUUCUCUGAGCUUGUCAUGAAGUGUCUGUGGAGAAUGAUCCGCUUCCUGCCCGAGACCAUUAACAGUAUUAACCUGGAUCGCAUCCUGCUGGACGUCCAUAACUUCAUGAAGGUUUUCCCUAAAGAGAAGCUGAAGCAGCUGAAAAGCGACGUGCCGCAUCGCACUUUGAAAACCUUACUGCACACACUCUGCAAGCUCACUGGGGCCAAGAUACUGGACCAUUUGUCGAUGAUCGAGAACCGGAACGAGUCUGAACUGGAGGCUCAUCUGAGACGGGUGGUGAAACAUUCAGGAAAUUUCUCAGGCCUCAAGUCUGACCAGAACUCUGAGAAAAUGGCCUUCCGAUCUGAGGAUAAGGUGAUCAAAGCAAAAGUGAGCGACAUCCUCUCGGAGAUCUUUAAAAAGAUUGGCUCAAAGGAGAACACUAAAGAGGGCUUAACAGAGCUGUAUGAAUAUAAACAGAAGUAUUCAGACGCUGACUUGGAGCCGUUCCUCAAAAACACGUCCCAGUUUUUCCAGAGCUACGUCGAGCGCGGACUGCGUAUGAUCGAGUCGGAGCGGGAGGGGAAAAGCCGCCUGCAAAGUUCUUCAGUGAUCCCACAGCACAGUGUGGAUUCUGCGUACCCCUCCAACCACAGCUCCAUGUCAGUCAGCAGUAAUGGGGAGGAUCUGAAACCUGCUGUGUACUACGAAAGACUGAAGAUCCUCCGGCAACGCCACGGACUUGAGAACUCUAAGCAGCAGCAACAGCAGCAGCAGCAGCAGGAAGAUGAGCGUCCUCUCUCCCUGCUGUCCAGGCCCCCACUGGCGUCCUCCACUGACAUGCUUCACAGCAAGCUGUCACAACUGAAGGAGUCGCGUGAGUCACAGCUACAGCAAGAGCAGUCGCGCUCACACAGUCCGGGCCGCGCCUCCUCACCCGCCUCCAACCUCGAUGACCUCAAAAAGAGGCUCGAGCGCAUCAAGAGUAACCGGCAAUAGAGACGAGCUCAUACAAACACUCAUCACCCACCCCGGCCCUUACCUUCUCCUGCAUCUAGUUAACUACAUCGAGCUAAACUGCUAACCUCCGCUAGUCUUUCUCACCACUCACAGCUCGGCCGGUUUUCAGGUCUGGUUUAUGUAUAGAUUAACAUAUUGAAAAUAGGAAAUAAAAAAAUAAAACCACAGGUUUGUCCAGCUGUAUAAUAUGAAGUAAACUUUUUGUUUGUUUUUUUUGCUUGUUUAGUCUUGUGCACAAUUGUUUGAGGUUUGUUUCUUUGUAUAUACUGACGGGUGUUAACCACUCCAGGCUUUUCUGUGUCAUGUUUAGGAGUUACAGUGGAUGUGCAGAUGUGCUGUAAUUUGUGUAACCUGGAGAUCUUCACUCUUCCUCUGUCAUCUCUUUUUUUUUAUUUUAUUAUUAUUAUUAUUUAAACAGACAUUUUAGAAUACACUUCAGGUCUCUCUCCAGGUCUCCACUGGGUCUCUGACCAUCUAGCUUUUUUGUUUUUCUGCCACUGAAGCGCUUGAAGGAUUUAAUUUGUUAAGUAAUUUAAGGAGCAUGGCAUGAAGUACUUGAUGUUUUUUUGUAAAUAGUUUGCAUUACUAAGCCCUGUUUAAUUAAUAAUUAAUUAAAAAACUUUGGUUAAUAAUAUUCUAACAUUUUGCACUUGAGAGCAGAAUGUUGGCAGUUCUGAUGCAUCAUUUUUGUAUUUCAUUCAAGUAGUGGUGUUGCUAUUGAGUUUAAGUGUAUAAUCUAUAGUGAAAAUGGCAAUAAAGUUUUUUUUUAUAUAAUGUAACAAACUAUAAGAUGCCUCUUGGCUG